This is a messenger RNA of Gamsiella multidivaricata, 945 nucleotides long. RefSeq names its product tubulin binding cofactor C-domain-containing protein. Gene Ontology annotation, biological process: post-chaperonin tubulin folding pathway; tubulin complex assembly. The transcript is spliced from 5 exons. Bases 1 to 945 code for a protein of 314 amino acids. Gene Ontology annotation, cellular component: cytoplasm. Gene Ontology annotation, molecular function: tubulin binding. Lineage: Eukaryota; Fungi; Mortierellomycota; Mortierellomycetes; Mortierellales; Mortierellaceae. The record is from RefSeq and is a predicted model, not a curated record.
AUGGCAGAAGCAUCAAGGGAUUUUCGCGCUACUUUUGACGCGGAGAAGCAGAGCAUUGAAGAAGUUCUUGCAGGGUUGGAUAAAGUACCUAAGAGUAAUCUCCAGGCUACGAUCGAUGGCCUUGUCCAAAGAAUCCAUUCCCUUGAGAAAACAGCGACAGAGAAAAUCAGUAUUCUCCCGCCCUACGAUGCCAAGAUGUGUAUGGAGGCUAUCAAGUCUAUGUCUGAGCAGCUUAGCCAGUUGCGGACAAAACUUGUGCCCAAGGCAAAGUUCUCGUUCAAGUCUAGGAAAGCAGCGAGCGCCUUGCCAUCCCUCUCUGCCUCAGCUGCAUUAACACCAAAGCCAGCUGCUUCACCAAAAAUUACCUCUACGAUCGACCAGAGCCAAUUCAUGAGAUUUGAGGAUAGGUCCAAUGAGCAUUUGUUUAUUGGGUCGCUCCCGAUGCCAGGUGCCGAGGCCGGAGAAGGAAUCGUCGCCAAGGAUGUCGCUCUGACAAAUCUUACAGAAUGCACCAUCAAUUUGGUCCAUAACAUCCCUCUGGGGGCGAUCCAUAUCAGGAACCUGAAGCGAUGCACACUGGUCAUUCCGCCAGUCUCGGGUAGUAUUCUACUGCACGACUGUGAAGGAUGCACUUUAAUCGGUGCCUGCCACCAGUCCCGAAUGCAUACUUCCAGCAACAUGGAUAUCUAUCUACAUGUUACGAGCGAGCCUAUUAUCGAGGACUGCACCGACAUGCGGUUUGCGCCUUACGGCCAGAUUCUUCCAGCGGAGCAACUUGAUCGACUAUUCGAGGGUGCUCAAUUGAAUACUGCAACUAAUUUUUACGACAGGGUCAAGGAUUUCAACUGGUUGCGACAGCAGCAGUCGCCCAAUUGGAGAUUAUUGCAGCCGAACGAGAUCAAGAACGAGAUUGCACAACAAGUGCUAUCCAAGGAUUGUUCCUAG